CCACAGAUUUUGAAGUGCACCGAAACUGGCUUGCUAUCACCCACAGUUUGCCAAUAUCACAGUGGUAUUAUGAGCUCUGUUGUGGUAGCUUCCUGAGCUAAUGGAUUUGGAGUUGGAGACCCAGAUUUGAGCCCCAGCUCUACCACAUAUAAGUGACAGAACUCUUCACUUGGGAGGAAACGUUAGCUAAUUGCUUUCCUGGCUUCCCAAAAGCUGUUUAGGCAACUUCAGAGUGGACCUUGGAUUACCCCCCCUUUUUUGCGUGGUUUGAGUAUGCCCUGUCACAUGUUGCCAAAUAUUUUGAUCAAGAGAUGCUGAAUGUCCGUAAUCUGAAUUACUCCAGCUCAAGGACCUUACUCUUCCAGAGAUUUUCCGUCAUCUUUACAGAUACACUCUUUGUGUAUGCUGUCCAUGAGUGCUGUAAAUGCAUUGAUGGGAAAAAAGCAGGCAAAGAACUUACAGAGAAGCCAAAGUUUAUUCUAUCAGUAUUACUGCUGUGGAACUUCGGGUUGUUAAUUGUAGACCAUAUUCAUUUCCAGUACAAUGGUUUUUUAUCUGGAUUAAUGCUACUCUCUAUUGCACGAUUAUUUCAGAAAAGGCAUAUGGAAGGAGCAUUUCUCUUUGCUGUUCUCCUGCAUUUCAAGCACAUCUACCUCUAUGUAGCACCAGCUUACGGUGUAUAUUUACUGCGAUCUUACUGUUUCACUGCAAAUAAACCAGAUGGGUCCAUCCGAUGGAACAGCUUCAGUUUUCUCCGUCUUAUUUCCCUGGGACUAAUUGUUUUCCUAGUUUCUGCUCUUUCGUUGGGUCCUUUUCUAGCCUUGAACCAACUGCCUCAAGUCUUUUCCCGACUCUUCCCUUUCAAGAGGGGCCUCUGCCACGCGUAUUGGGCCCCAAACUUCUGGGCUUUGUACAGUGCUUUGGACAAAGUGCUGUCCGUCAUCGGUUUAGAACUGAAACUUCUUGACCCCAGCAAGAUUCCCAAGGCCUCAAUGACAAGUGGUUUAGUUCAGCAGUUCCAACACACAGUCCUUCCCUCAGUGACACCCUUGGCCACCCUUAUCUGUACUCUGAUUGCCAUAUUGCCCUCUAUUUUCUGUCUUUGGUUUAAACCUCAAGGGCCCAGAGGCUUUCUCCGAUGUCUAAUUCUUUGUGCCUUGAGCUCCUUCAUGUUUGGGUGGCACGUCCAUGAAAAAGCCAUACUCCUUGCAGUCCUCCCAAUGAGCCUCUUAUCUGUGGGAAAAGCAGGAGAUGCUUCGAUGUUUCUGAUUCUGACCACAACAGGACACUAUUCCCUCUUCCCUCUGCUCUUCACUGCACCAGAACUUCCCAUUAAAAUCUUACUCAUGUUACUGUUUACCAUCUAUAGUAUUUCCUCACUGAAGACUCUAUUCAGAAAAGAAAAACCUCUUUUUAAUUGGAUGGAAACUUUGUACCUCCUUGGCCUGGGGCCUCUGGAAGUCUUCUGUGAAUUUGUAUUCCCUUUCACCUCUUGGAAGCUGAAGUACCCCUUUAUCCCUUUGUUAUCGACCUCAGUGUAUUGUGCAGUGGGCAUCACAUAUGCUUGGUUCAAACUGUAUGUUUCAGUAUUGACUGACCCUCCUGUUGGCAAGACAAAGAAGCAAUGAAUAAAGGAACUGCUUGGAUGUAAUCCAAGCAAUUAUUUCAUGGGAAAUUAAUCAGAACUUGAAGAAAGUUGCUGGUGGCAUGAACCAUUCAUUUCAGUAAAUCUGUUUGAGGACCAUUCUUCUAAACUUGGCCUUGCCCAGCUUAGCAACCUGAUUGUCACCAUGGUGAGAAGCCACUUGUCCUCCAUAAGCAGUGAAACACAUCUGAAACAAAUCUCCCCUUCCCCUAUUAAAAUUGUCUGAGAUCAUUGAGACUGCUUUGCUCGCUGUAGGCAAGGAGGGAGUCUGAUCAACAGCAUGAUUAUCUGUAGCCUAUGAUAACCAUUGUCAGGGUAUAAAGCAUAAUUAGAAUUAUGUGCUAAGGGAAAUGUAAAUAAACUACCAUUUUGUAUUUCUGCACAAAAAA
This is a messenger RNA of Kogia breviceps (pygmy sperm whale), 2034 nucleotides long. The record is from RefSeq and is a predicted model, not a curated record. Lineage: Eukaryota; Metazoa; Chordata; Mammalia; Artiodactyla; Physeteridae.